UCUUGAUUUUUUUCUAGUGUUUUAUACCAUAUGUUGUUUUUUGUUCAUUAAUUGUCGCUCGAAUAGACAUUCGAGUUGGAAUUGUUCUUCGUGUCUUUACUUAUGCUCGAUUAAUAAAUCAUCAUACAAGUUCACUAGGAAAGAAAAUCAGGCCGACAACUUAAAUCGUGUUAAAUUAGUAAAAUUACCAUACAAAGAUUGAUUCUUUAUAAAGAUAAUGUUGGUUAUUGGCUUUCACAAAGAAGAAAAAUUUCUCUCUCUAAAGGUCAGUUUCAAACACACUUCACUAGACUAGCAGCCUUAGACCCUCUGCUUCUAAUGAUUACUACUAUUUCCUCUCAGUUUUCUUCUUUUUCUUUUCCUCUGUUUUUCUGGGUUUAACUUUUUUUUUUUUUUUUUUUGCUUUCUCUAAUAAGUUUAAUAUUUUUGGUAGAGUUGUAUUUAAAAACCAAUAUUUUUUAGUACAACAUUUUUAAUGGGUUUCCAUGAAAAUUCGUGUCCUAUGAAUAUUCUCUUCCAAAUCUAAUUCCAAUAUAAAAAAAUUUAUACAAUAAAGUACUCAUUUAUAUGUAUAAAAACUGCAAAAUCCUUGUAUUAAAAACCUGCACAUUAUCAGUGAAACAACUUUGUUGGUAAGAGAGAUUGUUUGUCCACAUGAAAAAAGUGUGGGAGAUGCUGAUUGUCCACCCUAUGUUUUGUGCAUUUUUUGCAGGGCUUCAAUUUCAAUCUCAACAACAAAAAAGGGGGGUUUUUCUUUUCUGUAACCCUAAUUUAAUUUUUUAAUUUCUGGGUUAUUUUCCUUUUAAUUUGGGGGUAAUUAAUGAAAAAGGCGGUGUAAUCUUUGAAGCAAGUGGAGGAGAGAGAAAAUAAUGUUAUGGGUAUGUAAAAAUGUUACAUUGGGUUCCCAAAUUAUGUCCGGGCUCAGUGCACUGUGCUGUUGAUUGGUGGGUGCUGUUUAAUUCUGGGUAAAGAUGAAGUUUAUGAAGCUUGGAUCUAAACCUGAUUCAUUUCAGACUGAUGGUGAUAAUAUCAGGUAUGUGGCAACUGAGCUGUCAACCGACAUAGUUGUCAAUGUUGUGGACGUCAAAUUCUAUUUACAUAAGUUUCCCCUACUGUCCAAGAGUGCUCGUUUGCAAAAGCUUGUUGCAAUGGCAAGUCAAGAAAGUCAGGACGAAAUAUUCAUCGAGGAUAUCCCUGGGGGACCUGCUGCCUUCGAAAUAUGUGCAAAAUACUGUUAUGGGAUGACUGUCACACUAAACGCCUACAAUGUGGUUGCAGCUCGAUGUGCAGCUGAAUUUCUCGAAAUGUACGAUACAGUUGAGAAAGGCAACCUCAUUUACAAAAUUGAUGUCUUUCUCAACUCUAGUAUCUUCCGAGGUUGGAAAGACUCCAUCAUCGUUCUCCAAACAACUAAGUCUCUACUUCCAUGGUCUGAAGAGCUCAAAAUAGUUAGCCACUGCCUCGAUGCAAUAGCUUCUAAAGCAUCCAUGGAUACUUCCAAAGUUGAGUGGUCGUACACCUAUAACAGGAAGAAGAACCCAUUGGAGAACGGAGGGGAACAACAUUACAAUGGUGUGAGGAAACAGCUUACAGUUCCUAAAGACUGGUGGGUAGAAGACUUAUCUGACCUUGACAUGGAUCUGUAUAAGCGGGUAAUAAUUACAAUUAAGGCAAAAGGAAGGGUUUCAAGUGAUGUCAUCGGUGAAGCCUUGAAAACUUAUGCAUUGAGAAAGUUGCCUGGUUUCAGUAAGGGUUUGGUUCAAGGUGGUGAUAUGCAGAAGAACCAAUCAUUAGUUGAGACUAUAGUUAGACUUCUUCCAAAAGACAAAGGCAGUGUCUCUUCUAGUUUUAUGCUUCGAUUGUUGAGAGCAUCAAUGUCUUUAGGUUGUGGAGAAAUGGUUAGGAUGGAGUUGCUGUGGAGAAUUGGGUUACAGUUGGAUGAGGCUUCAGUGGCAGAUUUGUUGAUCCGAGCUCCGCCUGGUGAAACUACUGUUUAUGACAUUGAUUUGGUGGAGAAUCUGGUUAAGGAAUUUGUGAUGCAGGAUCGUGUUGUUCAGAGUAAUUCUCAUAGUGAGAUAGAUUUUCAGGAGCUUAAGAAGCCUGUGGCCAUAUCAGAUGCUUCCAAGGGAAUGGUUGCUAAGCUAGUUGACAGCUACCUGGCCGAAGUUUCAAGAGACCCCAAUCUACCACUGUCUAAAUUCAUUGGUAUAUCAGAGCUUGUUUCGGGAUUUCCAAGAUCAACCCAUGAUGGGAUUUACCGUGCUAUUGAUAUGUACUUGAAGGAACAUCCCGCUAUAAGUAAGAGUGAGAGGAAGAAAAUAUGCAAACUGAUGGAUUGCAGAAAGCUCUCAGUAGAGGCCUGUGCACACGCUGUGCAAAACGAACGCCUUCCCUUGCGAGUUGUAGUUCAGGUACUCUUCUUUGAGCAAGCACGAGCCACAUCAUCGUCCCCAGGAAAUCGGACCCCAGACUUGCAGCGUCCUGCCCGAGCAUCCCUUCCUGGUGGAUCACACGGAAGCUCAAGGUCUGCAACCACAAAUACGGAGGAUGACUGGGAUGGGGUCCCCACGACAGAGGAGCUGAGGGCUCUGAAAGGUGAAAUAGCCAACCUUAGACUAGGGGGUGGUGAAGGGACUAGCGGUGAUGGCCCUAAGAAUGAUAUCGAGAAAGCUGCUGCCAACAAGGUCAGAGGCUUGCUAAUGUCAAAGAGGCUAUUCUCAAAACUGUGGUCCAGCAAAGAGAAAGACGGAGAGAACAGUAGUUCUGAUACCUCUGAAAGCCCUGCAUCGACGAAUAAUGCUGAAGAAACUAGAUCUACCCCUACCAGAAAUAGGAGGCAUUCACAACCUUAAUCACAAUCUUGUUCAAGGUUUAUAGUCAAGAGAAUAACGGUGCAUUUUAGUGUGCCCCAACAACGUAAAAUUAGCUCACUUUUUUUAUUUCCUAUGUAGGAAUAGGUAGGUCGACUGACAAAUUCUAUCUCGCCAUGUACAAUUCCAAUGGACCAAAGUGUUAAGAGGUUACCCCUCUGGUUCGUCGGUAUAGGAGCUAAGGCUCGAUGCAAGUGUCAAGGUAUUCGAGUUUAGGUAAUGUGUCAGUUUUAGGUUCUAACACGAGAUUUUUCCCUAUAUAUGAAAGCGGAAAUGUAUUUCCCUUCUAUCAGUUUGUUUUUUUGUUGGCUACUUUAAGCAACAAAUGAAAUCUUAUUGUAGAUGCUGAAAUUUAGAUAGUUUAGGAUGACUGAGCUGUAAUAGUAGUAAAAUGUUCGCUACUCAAUCACUCGUAUAUCAUAUGGAGCCGCUGUUACAAGA
Chenopodium quinoa (quinoa) is the source of this 3311-nucleotide messenger RNA. Its product is annotated as BTB/POZ domain-containing protein NPY4-like. The transcript is spliced from 5 exons. Gene Ontology annotation, molecular function: protein binding. The coding region runs from base 972 to 2852 and encodes 626 amino acids. The record is from RefSeq and is a predicted model, not a curated record. NCBI's taxonomy places the organism in Eukaryota, Viridiplantae, Streptophyta, Magnoliopsida, Caryophyllales, Amaranthaceae.